Aspergillus eucalypticola CBS 122712 is the source of this 678-nucleotide messenger RNA. RefSeq lists its product as uncharacterized. Lineage: Eukaryota; Fungi; Ascomycota; Eurotiomycetes; Eurotiales; Aspergillaceae. The transcript has a single exon. The record is from RefSeq and is a predicted model, not a curated record. Bases 230 to 589 code for a protein of 119 amino acids.
UUUCUUUCUCUAUUUUCCCUCUUCCAUGCUCUUCCGAUAGCAUGCAAUCCGCCGACGAUGACACCACUGCUCCUCCUCGUCCGACGGAGUUUAAUCUCCAGGUCCGCCAACUAAAGUCGACUAAAACCGGGGAUGCAGAGUCGUUCACCGUCGGGGCAGCAGCAGCCAUAGCUGCAGAAAAGACGUUCCCCGCCCAACGAUACGGGGAAAACGAUUGUGGACAUGCAAAAUGUCGAGCGAGAGUGGAGCAUCAUACUAUCCGUCCAGCAUGACCCGCACGAGUCGCCAUCUCUCUACGCCAAAAAGACAUUCUGGUUGGAGCGCAAUUCCUUGCAAGCCAAGAUUGUGUUGCAUUAGUGAUCAUCUCCUCUUCCUUCGUCCAGGCCGCAAAGGACCUCCCGGCAAGCCAUAUCCACCUUUUUUUUUCCCCCUCAUUGUUGGAUCCCGUUUCUACCUAGUAAGGUCCUCCUUCAGAACGUACCUAACGGGCACGGCUAGCCAGCCAGCCGGCAAGCCAACCCGCGGACUAAACACGGAUACUCCGGAUAGAACGAAACUCUCCCUAGCAGCGCGGACGAACAUGCAAUAGUACGGCAGCCACCCGAUCAAAGGGGCGAAUUGAAGUCAACCAGACAUCGUUCCACCAGUGGAGAGGGGAGGGAUUUGGGGGGAGGGAGG